GCGGUCCGGAACCGGUCAUGUGUGCUCCACGUGGUUCUGGUCCCGCGUAAAAGCGGAGCAGAGAAACUCCGAGAGGGAGACGCUUCCGGAGCAGCAUCAUGUCCCUGUACCGCAACUCCGCCUGGUUCCUGAAGGGACUGACCGAGUUCACCAGGAAUGGCUUCCUGACAGCUUCCAAGCGUUUCGUGGAGAAAGACUUGGAUGUGUCUGUGGCCGGACGCUCUUUCAUGAUCACAGGAGCCAACAGUGGCAUUGGGAAGGCUGCUGCCAUGGCCAUAGCCAAGAAAGGGGGAACGGUCCACAUGGUCUGCAGGAACAAGGACAAAGCUGAGGAGGCCAGAGCCGACAUCGUCAAGGAGAGCGGAAACAAAGAAAUCUACGUUCACAUUCUGGACUUGUCUGAGACCAAGAAGGUCUGGGAGUUUGCUGAGGCCUUCAAACGGAAGUACAAGACUCUCAAUGUGCUUAUCAAUAACGCAGGCUCCAUCAUGAGUCAGCGAGAUGUGAACGCAGAAGGACUGGAGAAGAGCUUCGCUGUAAAUGUCCUCAGUAUUUACAUCCUCACCAAGAGCCUCGUUCCUUUGCUGGAGAAGAGCCCGGAUCCCAGAGUGAUCAUAGUGUCCUCAGGAGGAAUGUUGGUGCAGAAGCUCAGGAUAGGAAACCUACAGUCUGAGCGUGGUCGCUACGAUGGCACCAUGGUCUACGCCCAGCACAAAAGGCAGCAGAUUGUGAUGACAGAGCAGUUUGCAAAGACUCACACUAACAUCCAUUUCUCCGUCAUGCAUCCUGGUUGGGUGGACACUCCAGCGGUAGCCAACGCCAUGCCAGACUUCCAUCGCUCCAUGAAGGAAAGCCUGCGCACUCCGGAUCAGGGGGCGGACACGGUGGUGUGGCUCGCUGUCUCCGAGGUUUCCAUCACAAACCCGAGCGGACGUUUCUACCAGGACCGAAGGGUGGUGUCCACCCACCUGCCGCUGGCGUGGACCCACAGCUCCCCUCUGGAGGAGCAGAAGUUCAUGUCGCUGUUGGAGGAGUUGGCCAAGAAGUUUCAGUCGCACUAAAGCCUGCAGGAGGCCCCAGCAGCACUAACCUGGACUCAUCACAAAGACUCUGCUCCGUCUGCAGGGUGGAGGGGGGGUUCAGCUCUGUCCUCCCUCAAACACGAGGAGCUCUGAUGGGACUCUUUGGAAAUCCUGCCUUCCAAAAGCAGAACUGACAGCUGGCGUGAUGCUCUCUAACCAUCAGUGUGGUUGUUGUUGUCGUGUCGUUGUUGGGCUUUGUAACCAUUACAGGUCAAUGUAACCAUAACGAGCUUGAAUGUCUGAGCGUGCUUCUGAGAGAAGACCCCGCCCACUCAGAGUGUCUCCGUGGUUUCAUUAGCAGUCAUCCAGAUGGGAAUCUGAUGACCAAAAUCACCUUCAUCUCUUUGUCACGUUCUCUCUAAUUGUAGGUCUGCCACACACCUCCCCAAGUCUCACUGUAACUUUGUGUGAAUAAAGCAACUUACACACUGCUA
Oryzias melastigma (Indian medaka) is the source of this 1516-nucleotide messenger RNA. RefSeq names its product DHRS-12_like_SDR_c-like domain-containing protein (gene dhrs12la). The coding region runs from base 99 to 1061 and encodes 320 amino acids. Lineage: Eukaryota; Metazoa; Chordata; Actinopteri; Beloniformes; Adrianichthyidae. The record is from RefSeq and is a predicted model, not a curated record. The transcript is spliced from 10 exons.